AUGGGAAGUUCUCACGAGCUGCCUAGUAGGAGGAAGAGAAGAAAUUCUGACUGCAUAUCAAAUUACGUAGACAGAGUUCGUAUAUGUGAUACUAAAAGCAUAGCAUCAGAGUCAGUGUACAGUAAAGCGAGCAGUCAGAAAUCCGGUUGGCGUCAGAAAUCUUAUUCGAGUAUUGAUUUGACUGGUGAUGGUGAUUAUCAACCUGGAGCUGGUGCGUUUCGUUAUCGUGAUUUUGACUCUCAAGAUGACAUUAGCAUAAAGAAUUUAAAGAAUAAUAAAAAUAAGGAAAUACAGCGUGAUUACGAGGACAUUUACAACGUCAAUCCAAAGGCUCAGGGUUAUAAACGAGAAAUCAUAAAGGAACAUAAUAAAAUUAAUCAAAAUAAGCGCGACAAUAAUGAUGUUUGCAGUUUACGACGAAGUAAAAGUCUAGCUGUUAUCAGAGAAGAAACAUUUAAUGAUCUUACAAUCGACGGGCCAAAAACACGACGUUCGCAAUUAAUUCCGAGAGCAAAAUUAAUUGAUAGAAAUUUCUUCCGAAAUAGAUUAAGCUUCGCUUUAGAGGAAGGUCUCAGUUUUAGUUUGGAUUCUAAUUUAACAAGUGAACAGCUCAAAAGCAGCUCUAAUUCAAACAGUCUCAGCAAUAUCAACAAUAGUAGCAUUCAAGAAACAGCAGCAACAGCAAGUGCCGUGAAUAAUAAUAAUAGCAGCACAAAUAAUAAUACCAGCAAUAAUUACUUUUCGUGGAAUUGCGAUAAAAGUGAUUUAGGUAGCAUUGACUCAAACUUCUUUAAAAAUUCAUUGCAUCAGACUGCAUUGUUGGAAAAAUCAAAUUUACUACAAAUAGAAAAUUCUACGAAAUUUGUGUCGCGUGCGGAAGUUCAUAAUGAAAAUAAUGGCAACACUGACAAUUGUAAUGACAGUGGAAGCAGCAACAAUAUUGUAGAGAACGGAAGUGUAAAGAGUAGCAAGGAAAAAAGUGAAAACAUCAUAAAUAAUAAUAAUAACAAAAAUAAUACCGACAAUGAAAAUUCAGUGAACAUAAAUGAAGAUACGGAAAGUGGUAUAACAAUAAUUGAAAUAAAAGAUAGAAAACAAUUAAGUGGGCCUACGUCAAGUGUAAUAUCUUACGAUUCAAUUUAUCUAUCAUCAGAAAGUGAUAAGCAGACAGUACUUGGAGAAGAGGAAUUUUCGCAUUUUGACGACAUUGAUUCGAAAAUUAAGGACUUUGAGAAGAUUAUAAAGGAAUUAAAUUUAAUUGGUGAGAGUGAAAAAUCUGACAUUUUAAUUGAUAACUUGUACUGUCAAGUGGCAAAAGGCAGUUGUGGAAAUCUCUUAGACUUAAAAUUAACAAAAGAAGAAGACGGUGAAGUGAGAAUAAAUUCAGAUACAUUAAGCAAGUAUACAGAUCAUAUCAGUAAGGGUACUUUAGAACGUCUUGCAAUAUUAUCAGGAUUUUCAUCUACAAGUAGCAACAGUCGAAAGAUUGAAGAAAUCAAAAAUAAGAGGAAAUCCAAGGAUUAUGAGCCUAAUAAUAGUCCUUUGAGUGAGACUAAAGGACAUUUUCAAUAUUCAUCAUUACCAGAUGUCGACAUAAGUAAAUUACUGAGAGAUUGUGAAUUGAUUGAUGCAAAGCUUAGAGAUGAUGUUUCGAUUGAAUUGCUAGAACCUUUCCCAGAUUAUGACAUUGAUAUAGAGACCAACGACACGACCAUUUCAGAAUCUCUUAAUAUUGAUGAUAUCAAUAACUACGGGUUAUAUAAACGAGAAGAAAAAGAAAAGGGAGAAACUGAAGAUUCAAUUGAGAGCAUUGACAAAUAUCAAAAGGUCAGCAGCAAUAACAAUAAUACGAUAAACACUCAUGCAUCAUUAAACGAACCAACAUCACUUGAGCAAGAAAAUCCAAAGGGUGCUCCAUCAAUCGAGUUAGUGCAAUUGCCUACAAAAGAAUUCGAGGACGAAACUCAUUUAAACGAAGAAUUUGUUGAUGAAUUAAGAGUAAGAAACACAACAAAGAUUUAUAUAGAAGACCUUGGAUUAGAGCUUGAUUAUGAAAAUUCUAUAGCCAGUUUUAACAGUGAUGAAGACUUUGAGUCGCCAACUGAUGAGUUAGAUGAGCAUCAUUAUCAUAACAAUAGCACAAUACAGAACACAAGCGUCAAUUUCCAUCCUUUUUAUAAGCCACAAUCACUUAAUCUUAUCACAAUUAGUGGAAAGAAAGUUAUUGUUGAUGAAUUAGCAGCAAAAAGUGAACAUCAUAAGGACAAUAAAGAGCAAUUUGAGGUGGUGUCGGGAGCAUUAAAAUCAUCGUCAUCAUCAUCAUUUACGGAAAAGCCUAAACAAAAGAGCAAUAUUGAGAGAGAACGAAAGAAAAUUGUCGAAGAAAAAGAAGAUUUAGAAAUUUUAGAAGUCGACUCUCCAGUCACAAACAAAGAAGAGUCAUCACAGAAGAAUAAAAAGAUCACAGAGAAAAUUAAUGGUGCUGAUAACAGCAGCCAACGACAUAAAAUAAAUAUAGAUAAAAGGGGAGAGAGAACGAUAAAAUUGCCUGAAUGCAAACAAGCAUCAAAAUAUUACGUAGAUAGCAGCAGUGAUAAGAGAAUUGUUUUCAGAAAUAAUUCCGACUUUGAUGAUAAUUAUUAUAGUACUGCAGCCAUCGUUGAAAACGAGGUGAUUCAGUCUGUAUCAGAUUGUGAGAGAGUAGGCAGCUCUGUUGUGAACGUAAGCAAGAAUAAAGAUUAUACAUCAUUUUGUAUCCUCCAGAAAUCAAAUUCCAUCAAUUCAAAUCUAAAGAUGCCUCGCCCACAGUUACUUAAUAUUAUCGAUUCCAAAAAUAGCAUACCAAAGUUUCAACAGCAAUCUCAAAUUCAACAACAUCAGCAGCAGCAUAAACAAAGGAUGACAGUUAACAAUAAUGCCGAAACAAAUAAAGAUGAAAGGACAAUAUUGAAUGAACCGGAGGAGAAGCUAUCGUCCCCAACAUUGGAAUUAAAUGAAACGGAAAAGGAAUUUUUACAUAAAGUUGAUUCUGUUCGAAACUACUGGUCAAGAAUGCUUGACAAUGAAGCAAUUGAAAUGAAAGAAAAUAACUUGAAAUCAAUGUCCAAAGCAUUUGCUACAUCGAAAUCUUCAAAUGACAUUCCUCAAUCAAUCCGUAAUGAAGAGGGGUUUCAGAGUUUUUUCCCUACUGUUGAAAUAAUUGAAUUAAAUAAUGGUGAAACACAAGCAGCAUUAGUAACAGCACGUAAAUUAAAUGACGUAGAGUUUGAUCAUGUGAGAUAUAAAGUAAUGAAAAGUGAAAUGUUUCAAAAGAAUAUAGCUAGAAGUAGCAAAUACAAGAAGGAGACACAAUUUGAUGGAUUAAUGCAAUACUUACAGGAUUAUAGCUUUCAAGAACUGUUAGCAAACAAUAAUGUUGUCAUAAUUGAACCUGUACGAACGAAAAUUGAAAAAGUAUCCGAGAAGCCAAACAAAUCACAAUCGGCAAUUUGUAAAAUUACGAAUGGCGCCCCAGCUAAACUUAAUAGAAGUGGAUCAAAUAAUCUCAAGAAACAUUUCUUUUAUCAUCCAAUACGAGUAAAUAAAGAAUUAUAUGAAGACGAGCUUCCCGUACCCGAUACAGUCAGAAAUGUAAGAAAAUUAUUUGAAGAUUCAUUGAGAUUAGGGUGUCCAUCUACGACAUUAACGGAACGAGAUUCAAAUAUGUCUAAGUCAUCUGACAGUUUAAAACCACGUAAAACAAUUCGAUAUCUAACUAUCGAUACGUCAUUUGAUAAUAAUUUGGCAACAUCGAAAUGGGACUCGAUAAGUUUAUCAAGUGGAGUUUCGAGUGCCGCAGAUCUUAGUUCACCUUGUGAAUGUCAAGAGAACAAUUUGGGUCGAAAUGUAUGUAAUAGUAAUAGUAGCAGUAACGGAAGUAAAGAAAACCUUGACAAGAGUUAUGAUAGUGGCAAUGCUGGAAUGGAAAAAGCACAUCUUGUUACUACUGAUGUACUCGAGAAGAUGAGAGAAUGUGGGUCAUCAAUAACUUAUUAUGGCCCAAGCGUUGCUACAAAUCAAAUGUUUAACGAAAACCACAAAAUUAAUCCUGAAAUAAUGACUAAAGUCGUCACGAAAGACAUGGGCGUAUUAAGGGAAAAGUGUAAUUGCCAUGGGCGUCAGUUUCGAAAUAAUUUUUCAUCGUCAAAUGAAAAAUAUCAACAGCACCAGCAGCAACAACAACAACAACAGCAACAUCAGCUUCAUAAGAAAAUGAAUAAUGAUUAUACAGGAUUAAAGUUUAAGCUUGUAAAAAGUAACAGCUGCUCAAGUCGCUUGGAAUUGGCUGGCACAGGAGUUGGAGAACUUAAUGCUGUGGAAGAAAUGCGAAAUAUUGUUCACGGUCAAAGAAAUCAAUUAUAUGAUGAGAACAAAGAGGAUGAUGGAGAGACUAUGGGAGAGGACGAAUAUGAGAAUGAACAUAAAGAGGAUUAUGAGCACGAAGAAACUGUCAAGGAUAUGAUUUAUAAAUUGGAAGCCAAAAACUUUGUAACAACAACAAAGCCGAGAAUAAUAGAAUCUAGAUGUAUAGAGAAAGUUCCACGAGAUGCUAAAGUCACAAUAAAUAAUCAAACAUUUGAAAAGACGGGAGCUAAAAAAUCCGCAAGCUUGAAUUCAUUAAUAUCGCCGUCGAUUCUAUCACAGAAUUCAAAUAAUAUUGAUCUCCAUAGUGAAAACGUAACAGUGAACAAUCACAUUUCAAUUCUGAAUAGCACAGCAGAUAUAACAGCAACAACAGCAGUAGUUGUCGAGUCAAAUAAUCUAAAUGAGAAUAUGGAUGUCGUAAAUAGUAGCAGUAGCAAUAAAAUAUCGUCAGUAAAGCCAAAAGUUGUUCGCAAUAGGAAUGUGGAUCUUGCAAUGAUAGCUGUGAACAAGAAAAAAGAGAUUGCAAAAAAUCCUAAAGGAUUUAGCAGCGACACUGAGUCGAUGCUGUUGGCACAGAAUGAUAACAAUAAUGAGAUACAUGAAGUUUCUAAUAAUCAUCAUCAUCAUAAGAAUAAUGGUAAAAAGUCUAGAAAUCUCAUUUCUUCCACUACAAUGCAAUCUGUCGAGAUGGUGAAAAAUCAAGAUAAGAUUAAUUGUGCUCAUUACAUAAAGAAUCAGGCCUCAGCAUCAGUUGAAAUUUCCACAUUAUCUCUACAGAAAUCAGCAGUGCCUUCAGACGAGGAGCUUCUACAGCAGCAGCAGCAACCCGUAAAAAUGAUAAAGCCCUAUGAUGAGAUGGAAUUCGAACAGUUUGAAGUGGCUGGGGAGCAUUAUGAUAGUUUGAAUACAAUGUCCGAUGUCGAUGAUGAAGAAGAAAAUCGUUGCGUGCAACUCCAAGUGAAAUUCUGUGAACGGUUAAACAAAACAAAAAAUAAAUGAAUAUUCAUUCAUUUUUCACUUCAAUAGAGAGGAAAGGCAAGGAAAGGAAACGGUAGAAGUGAAUGGAAAAACAUUCAAUAUACUCAGCGGUGUAGCAAGGGUUGGAGUCUCUUGAGAUUUCCCAAAAUUUCAAACACAGCUUACUCUUGAAACGCUUAUAUAAAGAUUAAGUGAGUCAAUAGCAAACUGAGAGGGAAACAAUAUAAUGAGAACAAUUUUUGAUGUUAAAUUCUCGCUAAUUUUCUUCUUAAAUGCCUAUCAAAUAUUUUCCCAUCAUGUUGUUCUACCCUUGUUGCCAACCCUUUGCUAUACCACUGAAUAUAAAGUUUGUUGAGGGAAUCUUUUUCCGCUUUCUUUUGUUAUCCUCUCCAUUCUUGUUUUCUUUUGUCUGAUUUAAGACAAUUUGAUUUUUCCGUGUUAUUCUUUUUCGAAAUGCUCAGCAAGACAGAAGAUAAUUAAAUGUUUGUUAUAAAGAAAUAUUUAAAGAAAACUUUUAUGUUUGUUCAAUGAAAAAAAAAAAGGAAAUUAUUCAAGUAGGUUUACCUCCUAUCCUAAAAUCCUUUUCGUUUUAUAUUUUAUUCCACACAAGACCCAUAAAACUUGAGCUUUGGUAGCAACCGCAAGCCUUAUCGUAAAUAAAAGCUCUAUAUAUAGACCAAGUUAAAAAAAAAAGUACGUAAUAAGAAAAUAAAAGUGAGUAAAUAUGUGAAACCAAAAAUCAAUAAUUUAUGUUCAUAAAUUUUUAAUGCAUACGGUUAUUAACUUAAUAGUUUUGUAUUUGACUUUUUUUGCUCACAUUUAUUUUUUCUUUUACAAAAUGUUUAGCACAUGUUUAAUUUAUGAAAAUAUAGGAAGGAAUACAUUUCUUAAAUACCUUUGUAAACAUAGUUGAAAUACGUAAAUAAAUAAAGGCAUGA
Molecule: messenger RNA, 6320 nt
Organism: Chironomus riparius
Lineage: Eukaryota; Metazoa; Arthropoda; Insecta; Diptera; Chironomidae
Source: the annotation of a GenBank genome assembly